Messenger RNA from Cuculus canorus (common cuckoo), 739 nucleotides. RefSeq names its product loricrin-like. The record is from RefSeq and is a predicted model, not a curated record. NCBI's taxonomy places the organism in Eukaryota, Metazoa, Chordata, Aves, Cuculiformes, Cuculidae. The transcript is spliced from 2 exons. Bases 173 to 517 code for a protein of 114 amino acids.
AAGGCAAGAAAAAAUAAAAAGCCAUUGAUGAAUCAAAUGGAGGGACAGGGAGGUGCUUUGUUACUGGAUGGGGUGCGCAGAGGAGGUAUAAAAGCACUCCUGUCCUAGAACGCCUCAUACUUUCCUUGCCUCUUUCCUGCACGAGCAUCUCAGGUCACCUCAAAACACAACAAUGUGCUCCCGACAAGAGAAGGACCACUGCCACACGCAGGAGCACUACACCCGCCACACUAGUGGCGGCUGCCACAGCAGCGGCAGUGGUGGCUGUCACAGCUCCAGUGGCAGUGGUGGCUGUCACAGCUCCGGUGGUGGCUGCCACAGCUCCAGCGGCAGCGGCGGUUGUCACAGCUCCGGUGGUGGUGGCUGUCACAGCUCCGGCGGCGGUUGUCACAGCUCCGGUGGCAGUGGUGGCUGCCACAGCUCCGGUGGUGGCUGCCAUGGGAUGCCACAGGUCCCAUGCCAGCAGCAACAGCAGCAGCAGCAGAUCCACCAGGUGCCUUCACAGAAGAUGAAGUGAGAGGAUGUCCUGCACGCCCUGGCUCCAGCAGCAGAGGCCACACAUGGAUCAGCUCCCUCCAUCCUCCCCAAAGCUUUGCAAGCCCCAGAGCUGCCAGGCUGCAAACCCUGUCCUCUGCCUUCCAGGACCAUCACUUCAUGGGGAAGGGCCAUCACUUGUGGUUUCCUGCUGUGCUUUGGCCCAAUGAGGUUCUCAUGAUACAAUAAAGCAUUAAAUUCCUAA